GAAAAGGCUAGAGAAACACCAGGUCUCUGUCCGUCGUGCCUGGUGCAGUGCUUUAUGCACCGCAGGCCUCAGUCACUGUUGCUGCCGGAGUGUUCUUUGGGAGAAGGGAAGGGAAGGGAAGGGCAGGGGUUGGAGAAAAGGGAAUCCUUGCGGGAAACAUAGUGGGAGUGUGUUCAGGGAGAACGGCCAGAGGGAAAGAUGCCGGAUAGGUGGAGGAAUGCAGAGGGUGCCCGUGGAGGAGUAUCCAGGAGUCCGGAGGGUGUUCAUUGUGCAGAUACAUUAGGUAUUUCGUUAUGGAAAGAACUGAAGCGUUUCUAAGGAAAGGAAAGAACGGAUACAAGGAGUUUCCGCGAAUAGAAAGGAUAGCGUUCGAAGCCAGAGGAAGUGCUAAAUACUAGAGACUAUGAAGAGAAUGCAUGAUAGAAUAGACAGAUGUAGUAGAAUUAAUAAAUGUUGGCCCAAGGACUAAAGAGUUAUUCCAGAUGGGCCGGGAUGGCCUAGUUCUGAACCUGUUUGGGCUCUUCUGUAGAUGACAUCUGGAUAGAGGGGAGGAAUCGGGAGCUUGGAAAUUCAGCCAAGUGAUCUGGUGGGAUGGGCAUUUGCCUGACAUACUAUAUAGAGGACUUGGAUGGCAUAAGUGAUUAAGGUGGUGUGGAGGGUAUUUGAAGCUUACGAAAGGUAGAAACUCAGCCAUGAUUUCUUUUUCAACUCUACAGCAUUCCCUUCCUUGAAGUCUUCAUUUUUAUCUUAGUCUCAGGCAGUUAUACUUAAGCAUGAACAUUGACGACAAACUGGAAGGAUUAUUUCUUAAAUGUGGCGGCAUAGACGAAAUGCAGUCUUCCAGGGCAAUGGUUGUAAUGGGUGGAGUGUCUGGCCAGUCUACCGUGUCUGGGGAACUGCAGGAGUCGGUACUUCAAGAUCGGAGUAUGCCUCACCAGGAGAUCCUUGCUGCAGAUGAAGUGUUACAAGAAAGUGAAAUGAGACAACAGGAUAUGAUAUCACAUGAUGAACUCAUGGUCCAUGAGGAGACAGUGAAAAAUGAUGAAGAGCAGAUGGAAACACAUGAAAGACUUCCUCAAGGACUACAGUAUGCACUUAAUGUCCCUAUAAGUGUAAAGCAGGAAAUUACUUUUACUGAUGUGUCUGAGCAACUGAUGAGAGACAAAAAGCAAAUCAGAGAGCCAGUAGACUUACAGAAAAAGAAGAAACGGAAACAACGUUCUCCUGCAAAAAUCCUUACAAUAAAUGAGGAUGGAUCACUUGGUUUGAAAACCCCUAAAUCUCACGUUUGUGAGCACUGCAAUGCUGCCUUUAGAACGAACUAUCACUUACAGAGACAUGUGUUCAUUCAUACAGGUGAAAAACCAUUUCAAUGUAGUCAAUGUGACAUGCGUUUCAUACAGAAGUACCUGCUACAGAGACAUGAGAAGAUUCAUACUGGUGAAAAACCAUUUCGCUGUGAUGAAUGUGGUAUGAGAUUCAUACAAAAAUAUCACAUGGAAAGGCAUAAGAGAACUCAUAGUGGAGAAAAACCUUACCAGUGUGAAUACUGUUUACAGUAUUUUUCCAGAACAGAUCGUGUAUUGAAACAUAAACGUAUGUGCCAUGAAAAUCAUGACAAAAAGCUAAACAGAUGUGCCAUCAAAGGUGGCCUUCUGACAUCUGAGGAAGAUUCUGGCUUUUCUACAUCACCAAAAGAUAACUCACUGCCAAAAAAGAAAAGGCAGAAGACUGAGAAAAAAUCAUCUGGGAUGGACAAAGAAAGUGCUUUGGACAAAUCUGACCUGAAGAAAGACAAAAAUGAUUACCUGCCCCUUUAUUCUUCAAGUACUAAAGUAAAAGAUGAGUAUAUGGUAGCAGAGUAUGCUGUUGAAAUGCCACAUUCUUCAGUUGGGGGAUCGCAUUUAGAAGAUGCAUCAGGAGAAAUACAUCCACCUAAGUUGGUUCUCAAAAAAAUUAAUAGUAAGAGAAGUCUGAAGCAGCCAUUGGAGCAGAAUCAAACAAUUUCUCCCUUAUCCACAUACGAAGAGAGCAAAGUUUCAAAGUAUGCUUUUGAACUUGUGGAUAAACAAGCUUUACUGGACUCAGAGGGCAAUGCUGAUAUUGAUCAGGUCGAUAAUUUGCAGGAGGGGCCCAGUAAACCUGUGCACAGUAGUACUAAUUAUGAUGAUGCCAUGCAGUUUUUGAAGAAGAAACGAUACCUUCAAGCAGCAAGUAACAAUAGUAGGGAGUAUGCGCUGAAUGUGGGCACCAUAGCUUCUCAGCCUUCUGUAACACAAGCAGCUGUGGCAAGUGUCAUUGAUGAAAGUACUACGGCAUCCAUAUUAGAUUCACAGGCACUGAAUGUGGAGAUUAAGAGUAACCAUGACAAAAAUGUUAUUCCAGAUGAGGUACUGCAGACUCUCUUGGAUCAUUACUCUCAUAAAGCUAAUGGACAGCAUGAGAUAUCAUUCAGUGUUGCAGACACUGAGGUGACUUCUAGCAUAUCAAUAAAUUCUUCAGAAGUACCUGAGGUCACCCAGGCAGAGAAUGUUGGAUCAAGCUCCCAAGCAUCCUCAUCAGAUAAAGCCAACAUGUUGCAGGAAUACUCAAAGUUUCUGCAGCAGGCUUUGGACAGAACUAGCCAAAAUGAUGCCUAUUUGAAUAGCCCGAGCCUUAACUUUGUGACUGAUAACCAGACCCUUCCAAAUCAGCCAGCAUUCUCUUCCAUAGACAAGCAAGUCUAUGCAGCCAUGCCCAUCAAUAGCUUUCGAUCAGGAAUGAAUUCUCCACUAAGAACAACUCCAGAUAAGUCCCACUUUGGACUAAUAGUUGGUGAUUCACAGCACUCAUUUCCCUUUUCAGGUGAUGAGACAAACCAUGCUUCUGCCACAUCAACACAGGACUUUUUGGAUCAAGUGACUUCUCAGAAAAAAGCUGAGGCUCAGCCUGUCCACCAAGCUUACCAAAUGAGCUCCUUUGAACAGCCCUUCCGCGCUCCAUAUCAUGGAUCAAGAGCUGGAAUAGCUACUCAGUUUAGCACUGCCAAUGGACAGGUGAACCUUCGGGGACCAGGGACAAGUGCUGAAUUUCCAGAAUUUCCCUUGGUGAAUGUAAAUGAUAAUAGAGCUGGGAUGACAUCUUCACCUGAUGCUACAACUGGCCAGACCUUUGGCUAAAAAAAAGUGUAAAUAAUACUGGCACUUUAGAACAGAUUAAUCAAGAGUGGGGUUACUCUGUGUAAAUGGAGUGCUGUACAGAUUUAAGAGCAAUGCGUUAUAACAAGUUAAGCUGAUAUGAAUAGCAAGAUAAUCCAAUAACUGCAUUUUGUUUGGUUAGUCAGCAUUCUUUGAACUGCCUUACAUGUUGUCACCUUUAUAGAAGCAAUGCAUUACUUGUUUUAGAACAGAAACUUGCUAUUCCACCUACACCGAGUUUAAAAGGAAAAAAAAAGACUUUCGCACAAUUGUUUCCUAAUUGAUAACAUUGUACAUUCUUAGGAGAUUAGUAAUUGUGUGAAAUUUACUCAUACUGUUUCUAAGUUUUUCAGCAUAGUCAUUGCACUUCAGCAGGGAAUCUGAGUAUACUUUACAGACAGAGUGAACUUCAGAGUUUAAAUGUCAAGAGAUUAUGGCUUAAAUAAAUUAGUGUGUCCUAUAGGAGGAAAAAAAGAAACCAAGAAACCACCGUUUAAAAAGAAUGAUAUGCCAUAUACCCUUGAUUUUCAUUUUGCAUUAUAUUGACAUGUUUUUUUUUUUUGAGAAAAGAAAGUAAUAAAAAUCUGAUAGUCUAAGACUCCACUAUUUAAAAGCCUAAUUACUUUUAAAAUAUGCAUACUUUCAAAACUUUUACCAAAAUACGUAACUGUUGAAGCAUUCACUUCUCAAUGGAAGUAUGCAUAUUGGUGUCAGUUUCUUUGUACAGUUGUACUUAGAUAUUUUUUAUGAUUUUUCAUGUGCAGGUAUCAAGGUUUUGAAGUUUUAGUAAAAAGAUAUUCUGUAGAUUACAUUCCCAAGAACAUAAUGCUUACACAAAAUGUAUAUUCCACGUUUUAAAGCUUAAUUGUAUUUUACUUUACAUAUACACUUCAGUUAACAUAGAGCACUUAGAAUCUAUUUGGUAUUUUUGAUUUCUCAAAGUAAAAAAAAAAUUAGAUUUUUAGGUUUGAUAUGGUUGUGUCAUAAUCAUCUCAUAAUUGACAAUUUUAAUUUUUGGCAAUAAAAGGAAAUUGGAUAUCUUUGGAACUGUAAAACCUGGUUUAAUCCUUCUCUUUCUAGAAUCUUGAUAGAUUGGAUAAUUAAACAGUAUCCAGAGAAACUAAAGAAAUGGGCAUUUUAAUUGCUUAUUUUAUCUUGAAUUACUUUUUAAUGAACACUGCUCAUUACAAUUUUACAAACCAAAAGUGUUUACUAAUUCUAGUAACUACAAUUUCUUUUUCAGCUAGAUGAGUGAUCGGAAACUUUUUGUUGCAUUUCAAAAUCUAAAUAAACUACAGACUUUAUCCUUAUACCACGAAUGUUUUUUUUUUUUAAUAUAUAUAUAUAUAUAUAUAUACUUUGUCUUAAAAUAAUACAGCAUGGUACCAUAAAUAGUGCUUUUAUAUAUACACAUAUGUAUACUUUUCUAAAGAAUGAUGGUUUUGAGUUACACAUUGGACAGUUUUAAUUUUUGGAAAAUAACAUUACUUCUAUUGAUUUUAUUAUCCUCUUUAAUUUGUUCCAACUUUUUUGCUUAUUUUAAUUUCCACCAUCUUUGUCACAAUGCACAUACUGAUGUAGCACCAGUGAUACUCUAAAAUUAAUAUUCUUGGAAGGUGAAACUUUAUUGUUGCUAAUUUCCACUUUAACUUUUAUAUUGGCCCUAUAAAUCUGCAGUCUUUGUUUCAGUAUAGAAUGUUACACAUUUAAAUUAUUGUUUCUUUUAUUUAAUGUUAUCCCAAGACUGUUCUCAUAAAGGGAACAAAGAAAAUAUCAACCCUUAACAUCUUUUACUUUUAUUUUGAAUAUUUUGGUGUUUUAUGAUAAUGAAUAUAAAUUAUGUUUAAUGUGGUUUCCUCUGUACGUUGGUUAUUAAGCUUUGCUUGAAAUAUUAAUUUUCCUAUUUGACAGCUUUCUUUGCUGCCAAACUUUUCAAGAAUUUUAGACUUCUCUGAGGUAGAUGUUUAAGUUCUGCCAUUACUGACUUUGAAGAAUAGUGUGUGUUGUGUUAUACAUCAUGCAAUUGCAAGAAGGCUCUAUUCAGGUGAGAUGUGAAAAAUGGAACUGUGCUCACGCUAUAUAGGUGUUUAUAUUUUUAUCAUACUGUUAUUUGAUAAUAGGCAUUUAUUUCCUGUGUUGAUUUCUUUUUCUUUUUUCUUUUUUUCUUUUUCUUUCUCUCUCUCUCUCUCUCUCUCUCUCUCUCUCUCUCUCUCUUUCUCUUUCCUUUUCCCUUUUUCCUUUUUUCUUUUUCUUUUUUUGAGCCUGGUCAAAAAUUUUGUUCUUCAACAACUUGUUCAGUCCUGGCAUAGUGUACAGUUUUUGUUUGCUUUAAUAUCACCAGCAGUUUUUUUAGAGUGUGACUCUACUGCUGAGCAGUUAGGGUAAGCCAAGGAAGGCAGGCCUUUGAAAAUGGUAGUUACAUAAGCAAAAUUUCAGGUGUUGCAUUCCUGUCUUCGGCACAUUUCUUUAAAUAUACAUAAUGGCAGACUUUUCUACCACAUUGUAAACAUUUGAUACUUUGACAUAAGUUAUUGACGUACCAUUUGAGUAUAGUAGUUGUGGCUCUCUUACUGUGAAAUUCUAAAUGCCUACCAGAAUUACCAUGUAUUAUCAUCAUAGGAUAAACAUCUCAACAGUUUGGGUUUCCCCACUUUGCUUUAGAAAGUUACUUAAUUUGUAUCUGGGCAUUAAUAGUAAAAAGUAAGUAGCCUUUAUGUGCUGCUGUAGAUCAGAAUAUUGAGGAUAUGAGAUAAUCCUUCUGCAAUUUGUGUUUUUCAUUUCAGUUAGCAAAGUGUUCCAUUAAAACAUGCUCUUAUACCAUUAAACUUUUGGUCAAUGUGAGUGAGGUAUGCUUUUGCACUUAGGACCUACUCUCCUGUUUGAAGAUUGGAAGCAGAUCAGGUUAGAUGAGGUAAUCUCUGUUGAGCAUCUUGUAAAGCUUUUUUUUUUUUUUUUUGACUUCUUAUUGUACACAUAUUCAUUUGGUUCAGAAUAUUUGAGUGGCUCUUAAAUCUUUAGAUGUACUUGCAGAUUUUCUGUUUGAUACCAUACAAAUCCAUCCUUUUAGCUCUGGCUGAGGACUGUCAGUGGUCGGGUAAUUUUCCCUUUCUGACAGGCAAAAGAGGUCUUGUGCUCAGGGUAGGCUUUCAUUACCACAGGGGAGAGAAACUUGCAAAGUGCCAGCUAGGUUAGAUCUUUUGCCACUUCUUUCAUUUUAUCAAUUUGGGUUUUUAAAGGGCUGUUUAAAAAAAAAAGCCGGGAAACUUUAAAAGUAGGCAUUACUGUAGUAUCGCAUUUCUUAGACAUACAACAUCUUAAACUAGAACUUGUUUUUUCACAGUAUAAUUACUUGAAGAAGCACUAUUAUAAUCAAUGAGAAACUUUUUGACACUGCAAUUUAAUUUAAACUUUUUCCGUUUCAAAUUGCUUUAUUUCAGGGAAAUAAUUUUCCAGUUGUUUUGCUAUAUUCUGCAAAUAAAACCGUGUUUCCUUUUUUCACUUAAACGUUGGUAGGAAACAAACUAAAGCAGACAAACAUUUCUUGUUGUGUUUGUUGCUUUCUUGAAUCCAAUGGAUAAAAAAGUAAAACCCUGUAAACAUUAUUUUAUUUUUUUAUGCAAUACCAUGCUGUAAAUACGGUUCAUCAAAUAAGGAUGUACCUAUGAUUGAAUCUUUAAUUCUGCACAGUUAGAGUUUAUAUAUAAACGUGUCUUGACAAUCAAGGACUUUUAUGUGAGUCUUCCUUUAUGAUGUUUAUUAAUGUUAUGCAUUCCAUUUGUUUUGAAGUGAGUACCAAUGUGCUAAUUUGUAUUGUCUGAAAGUAUGUAAUGUUUUUACAGCUUGUUUUUAAGAAUCUGUAAAUAUGUACAAACAAAUCACAGUACUGCUUUAUGUUAGAAGGCAUAUGAUGUUGUACUGUACGUAAGCAAUAAUACAUAGCAGUGCUAACUGUACAAGUAGCAUCAGGAAAGUUCUAAAAACAUUUCAGAGUUAUUCUCCUUAUUUCAUUUAAUAAUGAUUAUCUUUAAUCAGUUUUUAUAAGUAAAUUCCAUUGUUCCUCCUACUGGAACAUAACACUGUUUACACAGCAUAAUUGAAGUUGCAGGGGAGACAGGCUAAAUCUGACUUCAUCUGUACUCACUUUCACUAAGCAUUGAAUGGCCUUACCACUCUUCUGCAAGAUGGAGGAAGACCGCAAAACUUAGUGCCCAUCACACUGAAGGAAGGGGGUGUGGUUUUUUGUUUGUUUGUUUUUUGUUUUUUUUUCCUGCUUCUGUACUGCUACCUAACUUUGUGGUUUGCUUUGGAUUUAAUAUUUGUUUCUGUUUUAGAUUCAAGCCCAUAAGUUUUGAGGUGACUUCAGCUCCAUUGUGACAUAGUUCUCUUCAUAUUUCAUAGCUACAUUUCAGUAAUUCUAAACUUUCUACUUUGAUUUUUAGAUAUGUAUUUUUCAAGCUUGAUUUCUCAGCUGAACAGAUGAAUUUAUUCAACUUCAAUACAAAGAAAGACAAACCUAUUGUAGUUUGAAUUGAGUAGAUAUUAUACUGUACAGAACAGCUAACUAUUUGAACACACACAUCACUGCUUUAGAAAUAAAACCGCCAAUUUAUAAAUGUAUAUGACCUACAUUUUAUAGGAGAAAUGUUUUUAAAUGCUAGUCAUUUAUAUAAUGUGCUUUGAAGGAUUUGCUAGUCCACUUCUGUCACUUUUUAGUACACUGGUAUCUUUUAUAUGUAAUGUAUGCUUUUUAUUAUUGUAGCAAAGCAUUUCAGUAGAAUGAAUUUUGCAACAAUAUGGGGGGAAUUUUUCAUUGUUGGAUUUGAAUUAUACUGGAUUUUAUCUGUGUAGUCUUGUCUUUAUUUUAAUGCUGUCUGGAAGGGAACUUGGUAUCCAAAUAAAGCAGGUAACCUCAUUUUACUUCAAGGGCAUACUGUGUAGUGCUGAAUUUAAUCUGGAAAUCUGACGAUUUUGAAAAGAAAAACACAUUUAUAAAAAUUGUACAGAAGAAAUUAAAUGUGUGAUGGAAAUCCUGAUGGUGGAGCACGUUGAAUUUUCUGAUAUAUAGUGUUAUUUUCCUGGGAUCCCCUAUGCCUUCUUUGUAUUUCAACUAAUAAAGGAAAAACCCUGUCAUUAAAACUGGUAGGAUAAUAGGAUAUUCUGAUUAUACAGUAUUACUUUUCCUAUCCCGUUUUCUGACCCUUUCUCAAUCACUGUAAAUUUUUAUUUUCUAUUUCCUAUUCCUAAUUAAACCUGUACAUAUUAUAGA
Prionailurus viverrinus (fishing cat) is the source of this 8442-nucleotide messenger RNA. RefSeq names its product zinc finger protein 148 (gene ZNF148). The coding region runs from base 774 to 3158 and encodes 794 amino acids. The record is from RefSeq and is a predicted model, not a curated record. The transcript has 9 exons. Lineage: Eukaryota; Metazoa; Chordata; Mammalia; Carnivora; Felidae.